AUGCAGGCUAAAAUUGCAUCCGACGUACAUCAAAUCUACGAGCCGAUCAAACGCCAUGUGACUGGUCUCACAAGAUUCGUCCAAGAGAACGAGGCAAAAAGCGCCGUAGUCGAAUGGCUCAUGGCUCAAAUGCAGUUAGAUGUGAAUGCGAUACGAAAAAGAGUCGAAAAUCUUGAGAACACGGAUAAACUCUGCAGCCCAAAAACCGAGAGCACGCGAAUCGUUCCGAAACCCGAAGUUGAGGAAGAAGAAUCGGACGACAGUGAGGGACAUCGAGAAACAAAAAUAUCUCACCACGAUACCAUGCCUCUAAACCAUAAAAUUAAAAUAAAGGCACCAACGUACGAUGGGUCGAAGGAAAAACGACCGAUGAAAUUCAUCAGGGAGUUUCGAAAAUAUUGUGAGGUGAUAAACCCCACUUUCACAGAAAUGAAAUAUCUGAUCGGGCAGUGCCUCGAAAAAACAGCCCAAGAAUGGUGGGUCCUCGUAGAAGAGGAAAUAGAUGACUUCGAGGACGUAGAAACCAAAUUCAUAAAUCGAUUUUGGAGCUAUGAGGUGCAAAGGAAGGUCCGCAAGGAACUCGAAUUCGGGAAAUAUCCCGAGAAAAGCAAAAUGACCAAGGUCGAGUAUGCCACUCGAACGUUUGGAACGGCUAGGGAUUUGAUUCCACCGCCAUCUGACAAAGAUAUUGUGGCUUCUUUGUCACAACAUUUCACGGAGGAAAUAAGGGCCACAAUCAUAAGCCGAGGUUUCUUAAAUCUCGAGCAAUUGAUCGAAUUCCUCGAAAAAUUGGACCAGAGUGGUCCAGUAAACACGGGAAUUGAGGAGGAAACACCUCCAAAAGUUCAGAGUCACAAAAAUAAUAGUGACAAAAAUGAACCAAGGCCAUUUAAAAUGCCGCAAAACGGGGGUUACCAAAACCAAAACUGGAAACAAAAUGGUCAACCAAACAAUAAUUGGCAACGAAACAAUAGUGGUAACAAUGGAGGAUACAAUAACAACAAUUGGAACCACCAACAAAGUAGAAAUUUCAACCAACAGGGUUACCAACAAAACAAUAACCAACGACCGAACAAUGGGUAUUCCAACCAACGGCCGAAGGACGGAAAUUUCCGCAACAACCAACAAAACUGGGGAAAUAAUUAUAACAAUCGACCUCCCUAUAAUCCCAACUACCAAAAUCGAAAUUCAAGUCCACCUAACCAAAAUAACGGCUCGCCAUACGACAACGAACCCAAACAACAAGCGAUUCAAACCAUAGAGGCGAAAGUUGAACCUCAACCAUCGACCUCGAAGGCGGGAAAUGCGUAG
Molecule: messenger RNA, 1311 nt
Organism: Venturia canescens
Lineage: Eukaryota; Metazoa; Arthropoda; Insecta; Hymenoptera; Ichneumonidae
Product: homeobox protein 2-like
Exons: 1
Coding region: 1-1311 (436 amino acids)
Source: RefSeq, a predicted model, not a curated record